AUAUAAGUUGGCAGCAUUGAUCGUCGAUUAAGUCAAAUGACAGCACAUACUAUCCUGUUUUUCUAUAAGUUGAAAUUGCAUAUCCACUACGAUAAGGUCUACCCACUAUGUCCAAUUUUCACAGGGUCGAGGUGAACAGAACCGUUUGGGAAGUGCCUGACAGGUACCAACAGCUGAACGCGGUUGGAUCUGGGGCCUACGGCCAAGUAUGUUCAGCCUUAGAUACAAGCACAAAUACAAAGGUAGCUAUCAAGAAGUUAGCCCGUCCAUUUCAAUCAGCUGUUCAUGCCAAACGUACCUACCGUGAAUUAAAAUUGCUCAAACACAUGAAACAUGAAAAUGUUAUAGGUUUGUUAGAUGUUUUCUAUCCACAUAAUGACACUAGUCAGAUUUACCUUGUCACUCAUUUGAUGGGAGCAGAUUUAAACAAUAUAAUUCGUACACAACGACUCUCAGAUGAGCAUGUCCAGUUUUUGGUAUAUCAAAUUUUGAGAGGGCUUAAAUACAUUCAUUCCGCGGGCGUUAUCCAUCGGGAUUUAAAGCCGUCAAAUAUCGCUGUUAAUGAGGAUUGCGAAUUAAAGAUCCUCGAUUUUGGCCUUGCCCGACCUACGGAGACUGAAAUGACGGGUUACGUCGCCACGCGGUGGUACCGCGCACCCGAAAUCAUGCUCAAUUGGAUGCACUAUAAUCAGACCGUUGAUAUUUGGUCUGUUGGAUGUAUUAUGGCAGAGUUACUUACUGGUAGAACUUUAUUUCCUGGCACAGAUCACAUACAUCAACUUAAUUUGAUUAUGGAAAUUUUGGGAACACCGACUGAUGAGUUUAUGAAAAAAAUUACUUCACAAAGUGCUAGAAGUUACAUCGAAUCAUUACCACCAGUACACAAAAAAGAUUUAAAGCAAGUUUUUACCGGCGCUAAUCAUUUAGCAAUAGACCUACUCAGGUUGAUGUUGGAGCUGGAUAGUGAUGUUCGUAUAACAGCUGAGCAAGCUUUAGCUCAUCCAUAUUUAGCACAAUAUGCGGAUCCGACUGAUGAACCUACUUCCCAACCUUACGAUCAUAGUAUUGAAGAUAUGGAGCUCCCUGUAGAACGGUGGAGAGACUUGGUUUUGGAAGAAGUGAGAUCAUUUGUCCCUCCACGACCUGAAGAGGUUAUACCAUAAACAGCAAGAAAAAGAAAUAAAUAAAACAACGCCUUUAUAGAUACUAUAUUAUAUUAUAUUAUACAUAUAUAUAUUUACAUUAUAUAUAUAAGUGAAAAAAAGGUGUAGUAAUAAUGACAUUGUAAAAAUGCUUACGCUACUAAUUACUUUGAAAUAAACGAGUAAAAAUUCGA
Molecule: messenger RNA, 1336 nt
Organism: Onthophagus taurus
Lineage: Eukaryota; Metazoa; Arthropoda; Insecta; Coleoptera; Scarabaeidae
Product: mitogen-activated protein kinase p38b
Biological process (GO): protein phosphorylation
Molecular function (GO): MAP kinase activity; ATP binding
Source: RefSeq, a predicted model, not a curated record